Haemonchus placei is the source of this 539-nucleotide messenger RNA. NCBI's taxonomy places the organism in Eukaryota, Metazoa, Nematoda, Chromadorea, Rhabditida, Trichostrongylidae. The record is from the annotation of a GenBank genome assembly.
AUCAAUUUCUGAUUACCAAAAACGAUGGGGUGAUAGCGGGAAGCCCAGCAGCCAGGCCAGCCGACAUGGAGGGAUUGCUCGGCGAUCUGUACACCACAAGUCUUGAUCGUUUUGGGGCAAUCACAUCGGACGGCAAGAUGAUUUUCUUGGAGGAAGGAGUCAGGGUGGAUAGCAAGACCUACUUAAAAGGCGUGUUGGAGAAGGAGGACAUGGACUUAUCAGCAGGACUUAACUCCAGCACACAACUCCAAAAUGGUACAGGGCUGGUGCGGAACGCACUUCCCAGACCUCAUCUCGUCGGACAAUUGGCCCCGAAACAGACAGCUCCAAAUCCAUUGUACCAUUCCGUGUGGUCAGUUCUCAAGACGAAAGCCUAUUCUACUAAACAUAGAAGUUUGGAUGCUCCACGUGCAACGCCCGUUGAAGCAUGGGAGGAUCCGGACAAAGACUACCUCCGUGUCGCCGUCGACGCAUCUCCUAGGAGUAUUUCAGCCUGUAUUCGAAAAGACGCCAUUUCGAGAUCAAGGUUGUUUUUGUGA